AUGAUGGCCAAGGAGGAUCAGCCAGCGCAAUUGCCCCUCACCGAGCUAUGCGCAAUCUGGCGGCAUAAGCUGUGGUCCCAGUGUUCCGGCCUGCGGGAUCCGGCUGCAUACCUCAAAAGAAGCGAGCUGGCAACACCGGCCGCGUUUGAUAAGGACUUCAAUUUCCUCACUGGUAUAGAACGGUCUCUUGAGCGUGCCGAGGUCGAUGCUGAAGCGCGAGGGAUCGAUUUGCUCGCUGACGCCGGCCUUAAUGGAGGCAAAGCAAAGCAGCGAUGCGAUCAGGUACGAGGCGAGGUGCCCUUACAGCGAGGCCUAGAAAGAAGUGGCGUACGCAUCGUCAAAGCUCCCAAGGGGAUGACGCGGAAUAAGUUGAAUACGUCUCAUUGGCAUAAAAAGCAAAAAUGCCUUAGCUGGGCGGUAGAGUGGAUAUUCCCUGGCGGCGAAAAGACCAUAUCCAAGUGCCUGGAUACCACCAGUGUUGGAACCGCGCUUACCCGGCUUUCCCUGAUCAAGGAAUUAGGUUUUAGUAGCCGCGUGUAUGGUGAGAAGGCUACAGAACCUCCGACGAAAAAGAGGAAGGUAUCUAUUGAGAAGAUCAACAAGGACGAAACGACAACCCCAGAGGAAGAUCAGACAGCUAAACCUAGCGCUGUUGAAGAUGUCGACCGUGGUGAACCGGACGAUGAUACAGUACCAGACGAUGUAUCUUCAUCUAAAACACUGAGCCCGGGGCCUGCGCUACCAUCCACACACGAAAGCGAGCCGCCCCUAAUGCCGCCACCCGCACCUCUAACGUCCACAGCUCCACCAACGUCCGAAGAUAACCCGUCAUGUAGCGACACUAGUUCUUCAAAACUACAUAUUUACCUGCACAGGCCGCAGACAUGCGCCAAAGUUCCUGUUCUCAUACCGAUCACAGACCAAUCAAUGGCCUUGGGAGAGGUUCUUCGUGAGAGAACAGUGCUUGAGUUCCCCACCUUCUAUGUUCUCGAGCACUCCCCAGAUGAAAUAUCGGGUGAAAAGUAUCUACUGGAAGAGCAGUAUCUGGCCCAGCGCAAAGAAGGCAGCGAACCUGAGGGCUCCGGUGAAGAGGGGGAGGUUGAUGAAGAAGACAGUGAAGAAGCAAAGAAGCUUGCAGAGCUCAAUGCGAUGAAGGUAAUGGAAGUUCUCAGGAAGGACCUGGAAGCAAAUGUUGCGUCAUAUUUUUGA
Molecule: messenger RNA, 1209 nt
Organism: Microsporum canis CBS 113480
Lineage: Eukaryota; Fungi; Ascomycota; Eurotiomycetes; Onygenales; Arthrodermataceae
Product: zf-HIT
Exons: 3
Coding region: 1-1209 (402 amino acids)
Biological process (GO): box C/D snoRNP assembly; snoRNA localization; maturation of LSU-rRNA from tricistronic rRNA transcript (SSU-rRNA, 5.8S rRNA, LSU-rRNA)
Cellular component (GO): pre-snoRNP complex; nucleus
Source: RefSeq, a predicted model, not a curated record